AUGGACACCAUCCUGCCUCUCCAAGAUUGGCUCAAGUUGCUCAACUCUAGAGGUUGCGACAUGAGGGCUGCUAUGUCUCUCGCCGCCAAGAUUUACAACUCACAUAACACCAAAUCCCGUCUGGUUCAACUAGACGCCAAAAAGCUAUCUUCCAUUCUUACUGAUAAAGACCAGCGCAAGGCUGUAAUCAAUGCCGUCCGAGGAUUAGGGACGAAUGAUUCCCCAUCGAAGAAACGUACGAGAGAUAGCGAUCUCCUGGAGCCUUUACAAUCCUCUGUGGAGUCUGAUCUACCUCAGUCGUUGACUUUUGACGAGGUGAGAGAUCCAGAGUCACUCAUCCCUCUGACAGUAACAACCAAUCGAGCUCCCGUCAAAACCGCUUGGGUCUUCGUAGUAGCCCAACGAAUGGGAUUUGACACACAAGAAUCUCUCUCUAUAGCUCAUGUCUACGUCCAUUUGAGUAGUCUUAAACAUGCUCUGAUGUUAGGGAACAUCCUCACUCCUCAAGAAACCAAAGAAGCUGAAGAAGAACUACGUGAAUUACCAGGUGAGGAAAAACGACGUAAAGUUAGUUCUGGAAAAUUGAGAGGAAGAGGGAGAAAAGAAGAAGAAGAUGAUGUGAAAGUGGGUAGUUCACAACCUUGGGUAGGGAUAAUGAAAGCUAUACCCGUAGUAGAAAGAUCUGAUGGAUCUUGGAGAGCUUUGGAAAAAGGUGUACCAGUCGAACCCAGUCAAGCAUAUCUCUACAUCUCCCGAGCGUUCAAAGAAUACACAUCUCACGUUAUUGGUGCUCUCCGAUUAUUAGCAGACUCGUGGACUCCUGAUGAACUCAACCGAAUGGGUUUAUCGAUGUAUAACGCUUUCAAACCUGAUGUGGAGAAAUGGGGUCAAAGAGGGACUUUAGAAUGCGCAAAAAUUUUGAACGAAAUGCGUGGUCCAAUCUCGACCUCCAAAUCCGAGCCUCCUUUCCUUGACAACACACCCGACCAUAUCAACCAUGACGAUCGUAAAGAAAUAUCGACGGGGGACUCCAAGUCGGAAGGACAGGGAAAGGCGCUCGAACCGAUAAAUAUGUCUUUGGAGGAAUAUGAAAAGAUGCUCGACGAAGAGACUCCAGGGGGUUAUAUCGAUCCUGGGGAUAUACCAUAA
This is a messenger RNA of Tremella mesenterica DSM 1558, 1149 nucleotides long. RefSeq lists its product as uncharacterized. The coding region runs from base 1 to 1149 and encodes 382 amino acids. The transcript has 6 exons. NCBI's taxonomy places the organism in Eukaryota, Fungi, Basidiomycota, Tremellomycetes, Tremellales, Tremellaceae. The record is from RefSeq and is a predicted model, not a curated record.